AUGCGACUGGCAGGGACGAGCGCGACAGACGCGGACAGGCAGGGCGCACGGGGCGCGACGGACGGGCAAGGCGCACGGGGCGCGACGGACGGGCAGGGCGCACGAGGCGCGACGGACGGGCAGGGCGCACGGGGGGCGACGGACGGGCUGGGCGCAGCAGGGGCGCGACGGACAGGCAGGGCGCACGGGGCGCGUGCGACGGGAAGGGAUGGGAAGCGCGACGCGGACGGGACGGGACGGGACGGGCGGCGUGAUGCGGCGGGACAGAAGGGGGGGCGACGCGACGGGACAGCAGGGACGACGGGACGGGACGGGAUAGCAGGGGGUGAAGCGACGGGACAGCAGGGGCGACAGCACGGGACGGGACAGCAGGGGCGACGCGACGGCAGGGGCGACGGGACGGGACAGCAGGGGCGAUGGGACAGCAGGGGCGACUGGGACGAGACGGGACAGCAUGGGCGACGCGACGGUAGGGGCGACGGGACGGGACAGCAGGGGCGACGGGACAGCAGGGGCGACGGGACGGGACGGGACACCAGGGGCGACGCGACGGCAGGGGCGACGGGAUGGGACAGCAGGGGCGAUGGGACGGGAUGGGUGCAGGCAUCCACCGUCAUCCGGUCCUCCCAACUGCUGCACGGCAUGCUGUGUGAUGCUCUUCGCCUGCGCGCGCCGUAG
Molecule: messenger RNA, 678 nt
Organism: Closterium sp. Naga37s-1
Lineage: Eukaryota; Viridiplantae; Streptophyta; Zygnematophyceae; Desmidiales; Closteriaceae
Source: the annotation of a GenBank genome assembly